Molecule: messenger RNA, 12405 nt
Organism: Monodelphis domestica (gray short-tailed opossum)
Lineage: Eukaryota; Metazoa; Chordata; Mammalia; Didelphimorphia; Didelphidae
Gene: SPRED3
Product: sprouty related EVH1 domain containing 3
Biological process (GO): negative regulation of MAP kinase activity; negative regulation of Ras protein signal transduction; multicellular organism development
Cellular component (GO): membrane; cytosol
Source: RefSeq, a predicted model, not a curated record
UGUGUGUGUGUGUGUGUGUGUGCCCUAGAGGACGGGGCUUUCAGUCUUUUUAUGAAUGGAGAUGUCUGGCCUCUCAGGGCUGAAUCUCUCUCUGCCUCUUAUUCAGGCUCUCUUUUUCUGUCCUUUGGGCUCUGUGCCCCUUACUCUGUAUUCCCCAUCUCUGCACUUAGCCCCUCCCUCUGUGCUUCUUUUUAUGUUUCCACCACUACCCCUCCCUGGUUAGCCAACAUCUCUGUAUCAUCUCUAUGCAGCUCUCUCCCUUGCUUCUGGAUUUUCCUACAUCUCGCUGUAUCUCCCUAGUCUCAUCGCCAACCCCUUAUGUGCCCCCCCCCAUGUUCCCUCUCUUCUCUUCCGGUUCCCCUGCAUCUCAGUCCCCUCCAUCCUCUUUCCUUAUCUGUUUUCCGUUUCCUAUGUCCUUCACCUCUGGUACACCUAGCCCCCUGAUUUUUCCUUAUUUCUGUGUCCCCGAACUCUGUUCACUCCCCUUCUCCCCUCUUAUCUAUACCCCCUCCAUCAGUAUCUUUCCUCUUUUUUGGAUCAGUGUGUAGACCUGUCCUUCAUCCCUGUGCCCUCAUCUGUCUCAUCUCUCCCUGUAUCCUAUUGUCUCUCCUUUUCACCUCCAUUUACUAUCCCCUUUAUGUUUGUUCCCCACCUGUCACCUUACUUCCUGUCUCCCCAGCUCUCUGCCUCAUCUUUUUCCUGCCUGUCCCCAUCAGAUGUCCCCAGCCUCUCUACCUUGUCUCUGUCCUCCAUAUUUCCGUGCCCCCAUCUGUUUGCCUGCUUCCGAGUCCCUCAUCUCUUUCUCAUCUAUAACCCCAAUCUGUGUUCCUCGUAUCUUUCUUCCCUCUUCUAUCUAUGCCCUGUCUCUCUAUCCCUCAUCUCCUUGGGUCCUGUCUCUGUACCCCACUUCUCUGCCACCCUUGUUUCUAUUUCUCACUGAUUCUGUCUCCCAUCUCUCUGUAUCCCUGUGUUUGUCCCUUUUUCUCACUCAUUUCUGGAACUCCCUUGUUGAUCUGUGGUCUGUCCCUCCCCAUUCUAUAUUCUCUCUUAUCUCCUUGUCUCUGUGAACCCCAUCUCUGUUUCCCCUACAUAUCCUCUGUCUCUGACUCCAGUUUUUAUGUCUCCUAUCUGUAUCCCUAUUUUUUCUGUCCCCUCUCCUGCCUUUGUCCUUCUGUUCCCUCUCUCUCUCUCUUCUUUUUGUGUCAAUUUCUGUUCCCCCCUUUUUCUGUGUGUCUCGUGUUCUCUGUGUUCCUCAUCUCUGCCUGUCCCUGCUUUUGCCUUUAUCCCCUUCAUUUCCCAGUGACCCCAAGCCUCUUUCCAUUCUCUUUGUCCACAUCUCCCUGAUCUCUCUGUAUUCUUUAUCUGUCCUCUUGUCUCUCCAUAUCCCUUCUUGGGUUGCCCUUUCUUUGUCCCUUUCAUUCCUUAGUAUCCCACUACUCCUCUGAGUCCCCUUCAAAUUUCUGAAUCCUUCCUCUUUUCUGUUUUCUUUCUGUAUCAGUUUAUCCCUCCUGUGUUCCCCUUUCUCUCUCUACUAUCUCCCUAUUUCUCCUCCAUAGCACACAUUCUCUAGGUUCCCUCUUUCUUAUCUUCCUGUCUAUGUCCCUUUCUCCCUACUUUCCUGUCUCCUCUAUAUUCCCUUCAUUUCUGUGACCUCUUGGUCUCUAUAUCCCCACCUUAUCUCUGAAUCCCAUCUCUGUUUCCCUCAUGUUUCUGAUUCCUCUUUCUCCCCCCUUUCUCUAUGAUUUCCAUCUCCUUGUGUCCUCUUGUCUAUCACUAUGUCCCCUGAACUCUUUUGGGGUUCCUUUUGCUUAUGAAUAUCUCCUCCUAUCUCUCUGCCCUUUUGAUAUCUCCUUUCUCCUUUGUGUCCUUUGACCAUAUCCCCUAUCUCUUAGUUUCAAGACUCGGCUCUCCAUGGUUUCUUUUCCUUCUAUGUUCCAGCUGUGUUUCUGUGCCCCCGUCCCUCUCUGGGUCCUCAAUUCUCUGGUCUUCAUGUCUCUGUGUCCUCUCUGUCUCUUCAUCCCCCAUCAAAUCUAUUAUCCUGCCUCAAUGUCCUUUCUCUUUUCCCUCCUGAUAUCUAUCUCCACCUUAAUUUUAUGUAUGUCCUUUAUUUAUAUAUUUACCCCUAUUCCUAUUUCUCUUGUUUAUCUGUAAUUCCCCUUUAUUUUUGAUACUGAGUACCCCUUGUCUAUCUAUGUCCUUCUUCAUUUAUCUGCCCCAAUAUCAUCUAUACCCUCCAUCUUUCUGUAUCCCCAGCCUCUGCCUGUCUCUCUAUCUUCCAUCACUCUUUAGUGACAUCUCGUAUGUCUCUGUCUCUCCCAUCUUUGUGUGUUUUCCAUCUUAUCUUUUGGUAACACCCUGUAAUUUUCUGUAUCUCCCUGUCCCUCUGGGGAUCCUUUGUUCUCUCUCUCUCUACCACAUGUCCUGUCUCUUAUUCCACCUGUUUCUGUGCAACCCCCAUCUCUCCUCUUUCAUUUCUCUGUGGCCACUUCAUCUCUGUGUUCCUUAUUUCUGUGACCUCCUAUCUCUAGACUUCCCAUCACUCUUUGUUCCUCUCCCUUUCUCUGUGGUUUUCCAUCUCCAUCCCUCUCCUUGGGUCUCUGGAGUCCCAUCUCUCCGUAAAUAACUUUGUGUUUUCAUUUUGAGUUCUUUCUAUCUUUCUCCAUUAUCCACUUCACCUCUAUGUCCCCAUCUAUCUGAAAUCCUUUCCUGUAUGCUCCCCCUUUUCUCCUGGUCAUCCUAUUCCUGUAUCCCCAAAAUGUCUAUGGCCCUAGCUUUCUCUGAAUCCUCCUUGUUUAAUGUCUUUCUAAAGCAGUGGUUCUCAACCUUUCUAAUGCCGUGACCCCACAAUACAGUUCCUCAUGUUGCGGUGACCCCAAACCAAAAAAUUAUUUUGGUGGCUACUUCAAAACUGUCGUUUUGCUACAGUUAUGAUUCGGAAUGUAAAUACCUGAUAUGUAUUAUGUAUUCUCAUUGCUACAAAUUGAGAGGUUGAGAACCGCUGUUCUAGAGCAUCCUAGCUCUCUAUAUCCCCCUUCCCUCUUUGUGUUCCUAUGUCAUUCCUUUGCUGUUUUCUAUUUCUUAUUCAAUCUUAUUCAUUCACUUGUGUCUCUCUCUCUUUGUAUUCUUUUCUCCAUGUCUCCCCUCUUGUUUCUCUGAGAUCCCUCUCUGACUCCCAUUUUUUGUCUCUCUGUUUCCCUCAUCUCUCUGUGUGACCUCUUUUGUCCUGUCCCUCUAGUUUCCCUCCCCAUAUCUUUGUGUCCCCAAACUCACUAUGAAGGCCUGACUUCCUAUUCCUCCUCUCUGUGUCCUCCUAGAUCAUCUUCUGGAUACGCCUUGCUUUUUUCUAUGCCCUCCUGUCUCAUUCUUUGGACUCCUUGUUUUUCCACAUCCCUUUGUCCGACCCCAUUGUUCUGGGUCUUCUCACAUUUCUAUAUCUCCCUGAAUGUUCCCACUAUCUCUCCAUAUAUCUGUCACCUGUUUGUGUGCCCAUGUCUCUGAACUUCCUACUUGUCUCUGUGUCCCCAUCUUUUUGUCAUUACUUUGUGUUUGUUUCCCCCACUUCACUGUGUUCCCCUUUGUUGUGUGUCCUUUCUCCUUGCCAUUGUCCCUCCCCCAUGUCCUCCCUAUUUCUCUAUCACUCACUUCUGUCUCUCUUGUCUCUAUGUCUCUCUUUGUUCCCUGCCUUAUCUUUUUUUCAUUCUUUCUUUCUGUCUCUUUGUCUGUUCUGGGUCUGAUUUCUCUCUCUCUCUCCCCUCUCUUUUUUCUAUAGUCAUCUCUGCACAUCUCCAUCUCUUCCUGUCUUUCUUUCUCUGUUUCUUUGUUGGCCCCUUUUCUCUAUACCUCUCUUGCAUCCCAUUCCCUCUCUAUGUCAUCCUUUCCUCUCUUGGUCUCUCUGUCUCUGACUUUCUUUUUCCUAAUUCCUUCCUUCCUUUCAGUGACAACUUGUCUAGUCCAUUCCCUGUCCUUGGUCCUGCUCCCUAUUUUCUUGUCUGUCUCUUUUCUCCCCCUGACCCCAGUUUUUUUUUGGGGGGGUUGGUUUGGUUUUGGUUUGUUGUGGGGUUUUUGUAUCUCCAAGCCAUUGGCCUCUAGGUUAGGAGUAGGAGAAUGACUGGGUUUGUGAUUCCAUCUUAUGCAUACAUUUGGAUUACUCAGCUUUAUUCAAAAAAUCUGGAAAGGGCAAGGGGAGAGAGUGCAGGGCCUGGAUCCUUCCUGUGACCUGGAAACUGGGGAGCUAUGAAAGAAGCUGUCCUCUCUCUCCAAAACAUUCAACUUUGUCUCCUAUCCCCUCAUCUAUAAACAUACUUAUUUUGUGAGAGUGACUGGCAGUAGUUUACUGUUCUCUAUAUUAACUUCACAUGUGUGGAUUCUGGAAUUAUGUGACUGGGUCUCUGUGAGUCACUGUGUGUGCCUUGCCACACUUAGUACAGUUCCUGGCACAUAUUAAACUCUUAAUAAAUGCUGGUUGAGCAUUUGGCUUUGUGGGGUGCCUAUGCACAGAACAGUGAAGGGAGUCCUGUAGUGCAUUUAUGUUUGCAUUAUACCUCUGCUAUUGAAGAACUGUGGGACAUUAAGGAGACAGAAAGAGAGGGGAGAGAGAGAGAGAGAGAGAGAGAGAGAGAGAGAGAGAGAGAGAGAGAGAGAGAGAGAGAGAGAGAGAGAGAGAAAUGGACAACAUAUGGACAGACAGAUAAGUAGAGAGAAAAAUAGAUGGACAGAUGGAAAGAUAGACAAAUAAAUAGAGACAGAUAGAUGUGUGUGAGAGGUAUAUAGGUAUGUAUAAACAGACAGAUAAGUAGAUAGGUAGACUGUCAGAUCAAUAGAUAAAUAGCUAGAUAGGUAGACAGGGAGAGAGAGGUGGGUAGGUAGGUAAAUAGAUAAGUAGAUAAAUGGGUAAAUAGAUGAGAGACAAAUAGAUCAAUAGAUAAGUAGGUAGGUAGACAGAAAGGGGGAGAGAGAUAGACAGAUGGGUGGGUGGAUGGGUGGAUAGAUAUAGAUAGAUAGAUGGAUGGAUGGAUAGAUAGAUAUAGAUAGAUAGAUAGAUAGAUAGAUAGAUAGAUAGAUGAAUGGAUAGAUGGAUAGAUAGAUAGAUAGAUAGAUAGAUAGAUAGAUAGAUAGAUAGAUAGAUGAAUGGAUAGAUAGAUAGAUAGAUAGAUAGAUAGAUAGAUAGAUAGAUAGAUAGAUAGAUAGAUGGAUGGAUAGAUGGAUAGAUAGAUAGGUGAAUGGAUAGAUAGAUAGAUAGAUAGAUAGAUGAAUAGAUAGAUAGAUAGAUAGAUAGAUAGAUAGAUAGAUAGAUAGAUAGAUAGAUAGAUAGAUAGAUGGAUAGAUAGAUAGAUAGAUAGAUAGAUAGAUAGAUGGAUAGAUAGAUGGAUAGAUAGAUAGAUAGAUAGAUGAAUGGAUAGAUAGAUAGAUAGAUAGAUAGAUAGAUAGAUAGAUAGAUAGAUAGAUAGAUAGAUAGAUAGGCAAGAUUUACUAUAUUUACUAUGCUAGGCACUGUGUUAUGCUCUGGAUUUACAGAAAUAAAAAGAAAAAUAGUGCUCAAGGAGCUAAUAGAUAUAUAAUUGAGAAUAUACUAUAUAUAUUGAGAUGAGCACUAUCAUUGGAUGCAAGGAAAGAAGCAAGCAUUUAGUAAUCACCUACUACUAUAUGCCAUGCAUUUUACAAAUAUCUCAUUUUUCUCAGUGAUCAGUAAGAUGUAAUAAAUGUGCCUAUGAAUCAGCUAAGUGGCACAGUGAAUAAAACUCUGGAACUUGGCUUCAGGCAGACAAGUUCAAAUCCUGCUUCAAGCAGUUUCAAGUUGUAUUACCCUGAGCAAGUCACUUAACCUCUCUCAGACUCAGUUUUCUCACCUCCAAAAGCAGAGAAAUAAUAGCACCUCCCUCCCAAAGUUGUGAGAAUCAAAUGAGAUUAAAUGUAAACUUAAUAUACAUAAGGAUAUAUACCAUAAUGUAAAAAUGAUGUAAUUGUAUGUCACCGGUACUGUGAUUCCAUGUCUUUGUGCUUAUUACCCUGUGUGUGUGUUGGUCAGGUGUGGGGUGGGCUCAGGGGUUGACCUGUGUCUCUUGGCCUGAUUGAGUGUAUCUCUCACUGGGCCUGUGUGUUCAGGGGAGUGGGGAAGGCCAGGACUUUGGGAUGUUAUGACAGCAAGCAGGGAAGGACAGAAGCAGAGCAGGCACAAGGCAUACCUAGCAUGGACCUGUGGGCUGGAUGUGCAAAUAGCAGGAGUGGGGGUUAUUGUCUAGAGAAGAUUCUGAGCUCUCCUGGUAGGCCCUCACCCACAAAGCAAAGCCCUGCAUGCCACAGAGGUGGAAAUUUCUUGUGGUCCAAAAUAUGUCUUAUUUUUUUGUCAGUCAUUUGAUAAUCAUUUGUGUUUUGAGUGAUAAAAGGUAUCAUUCCCAAAGCACCUGAAUCUUUACAAGCAAUAAUAGUUAGCUUUUCUAUAACACUUUAAGGUUUGCAAAACACUUUACAAAUAUUAUUUCAUUUGAUCUUCACAACACUCGGAGGUUGGAUGCCAUUAUUAUAUCCAUUUUACAGAUGAGGAAACUGAAGCAGACAGCUAGUGAGGCUGGAUUUGAACCCAGAUCUUCCUGACUCUUACAUCCAGUGUUUUGUCUGUUAUGUCACCUAGCUGCCUCAUUUAAAGUCCUCUCACCACAUCCCUGGGAAAGAUAUCUUGGGCAUUAUUACCCCCAUUUUGCUAGUAAGAGAACCAAAGGCUGGAGAAGUCAAGAACUUUCCCCAAGCCCCUACAGCUAGGAAGUUGCAGAACCAGAUUUGCAUCCAGUUUCCUAACUCUAAAUCCAACUAUUUCCUCCAUCCCUUGUUACUUUCCCCUGUUAUAUAGCCUAGGCCCCUUCGUGUACAAUAUAGGCUCCCCAAAUUCCUCCUCUAAUGGAAGGGAACAGGGGAGGGGAGUGAAGUGAUUGGAUUCAGGUGAAAUUUGCACUAAAUGAGGAUUAGAAAAAAGGAAUAGGGAGAUGAGAGCUGACAGGGAGGGGAUGGAAGAGAAAGGUCCAGGGUGAUGAGGGACUGAUGAGAAGGGAAGUAAUGUGUUGGGGGACAUUUCAAAGGUGGAAGAGAGAGGAUAAGAGUCAAAUGGAUGUUGGAAGUCAAUAGAAUGAGAUAGAGAAGAGGAAGAAGGACACAGGAUGGGUUGGAGGAAAAGAAAGGGGAGGAACAGAAAAAGAGAGGUAGAAACUGAAGUGCACAGGAAAAAGGAAAGAUGAAAGUAAUGACAAGAUAGGAGGUAGAUUGUAGCUCUGAGCUCCCAUAUACAUAAGCAGGAAGAACAAAAAGAAUUCAUUUUGCAAACAUUUCUUCAGUGCUAUCAUCUGACUUAGAAUUAAUACUGUGUAUUGGUUCUAAGGCAGAAGAGUGGUGAGGUAGGCAACGGGAGUUCAGUGACUUGCCCAGGGUCACCCAGCUAGGAAGUGUCUGAGGCCAGAUUGGAACCCAGGACCUUACUUCUCUAGGCAUGGCUCUCAAUCCACUGAACCACCUAGCUCCCCCUGCAUUAAUAGUGUUCCGAAUGGGGAGUAAGGAAGUCCUGGGUUCAAGACCAGCCUCCGACCUUGAGGGAGUCACUGCUCAUCUCUAUAAAAAGUAGGGGGUUAAAUUAAAUUGACUUUAGGGUCCCUGUCAGCUCCAAAUCUAUGGUCCUCUGUUUGCCUUGGGAUAUCUUUGUGGGAAACAAUGAGACCACAGGUAGGGAAAGACUAGGUUGAAGGGGACAGGAUGGGUGUAAUGAGUCAAAAGGAGGGCAGUGGAAAGACACAUAGAAGAUAGACAGCCAAUCAUUAAACAUUUAUUAAGUACCUACUGUAUGUCAGGCACUGUAUGAGGAGAUAGAAAGGCAGAAGAUGGUCCUUGCCCUUCAGGCGCUUACAGUCCAGUGGGAGGGACAACAUUCAAACAACUAUGUACAAACAAGAUAUAGACAGGAUAAAUAGGGGGUAAUGACCAGGAGAAGCCAUUAGCAUUAAAGAGUUUUUAGAAAAGCUUCCUGUAGAACGUGGGACUGUGCCUUGGACCUGAAGAAAGCCAGAAGGUAGAGAAUUCCAGGCACUGGGGACAGCCAGCAAAAAUGUUUGGAGUAUUUUGUUUAAGGAACAAUGGGAGCUAGUGGGGCUUGAACACAGAGCAGUUGGUAAAGAAGGAAGAGGAGGAGGAGGAGAAAAGAAAGGAAGAAGGAGGAGGAGGAGAAAAGAGAGGAAGGAGGAGGAGGAGGAAGAGAAGGAGGAGGAAGAGAAGGAGGAGAAAGAGGAGUGGAAGUGGAAAUAGAAGGGCAGGCAGGGAGGAUGGUAGAAAUACCCUUCCCCACCAACCUUCUGUCCCCUCUCUCCACCACCACAUGGUUCUGGUUGGAUCAGUAAUGACCGGCAGAGCUGACCCCAGCAGGGGCUAGAUGCCAGUGGAUGCCAAGGGUCUGAGGCAUACGGGAAGGAGAGCUGGAGAGGAGGGUUCCUGGGGACUAAAAGGGUGGCUGAUGAAGUUGAUCUCUGGGACGGAGCUGAGUGUGUCCAGAAGCUGGAAUGAUGAUGUGGCAUGUUUGAAGUCUUUGAUUGACGUUAUUGUCGAGAUUAUAGCUUGUAUGAUAUUGUGGGCUUGGGGGAUUGUAUUUAACUCUGGUUAGAGUGCUUUAUGUUUUUCAUUGUAGUUUUUAAUUUUAAUAACAAUUUGCCACAUCAGUUUUCUGAAAUUAAAUCAUCCAAAUUGUCUCCCUCCUGGAGCUGGCCAGCAAUUCAAUCUGGGUUCUAUGUGGAUUAUCACACAGAACCUCUUUCCGUAUUAUUCCUUUUUGUAAGCAAAUACUCUCAUAGAAACAUAUAGUAGGGGGCAGCUGGGUAGCUCAGUGGAUUGAGAGCCAGGCCUAGAGACGGGAGGUCCUAGGUUCAAAUCUGGCCUCAGACACUUCCCAGUUGUGUGACCCUGGGCAAGUCACUUGACCCCCAUUGCCUAGCCCUUACCACUCUUUCUGCCUUGGAGCCAAUACACAGUAUUGACUCCAAGACAGAAGGUAAGGGUUUAAAAAAAAAAAAAGAAACAUAUAGUAAUGUGGAGCCUUUUAGGGAUGUGUCUGGGAGGUCAGGGAGACACCUGGAUUUAGAGUUUUGGAUGGCAGAUGGCAGAAACAUUGGAAUAUGUUUUUGAUGGGCCAGAAGAACAUAUCUGAAAUACUUGUGACCUGUUGGGGGAGAAUAUAUUUAGAAGCAAUAUGGUCUAAUGGGUAGAGAGUUGGUGCAUUGAAGGCCUGCAUUCAAGUCCCACCUCUGGCCCAUCCUGGCUGUGUGAUCCUGGGCAAGUCACUUGACACUGGCAGUUCAUAAAGACUCUAAGAUCCUGGCGGAGACGAACGCUCUCCAGAGAAGCAUGCAGACUGCCCUAGCAGACAUGGUCCAAGGCUCUCUCUCCUCAUCCUCUUCCUCUUCUUCCAACACCUCCCAGGAGCCCCCAGAUGCCCUCUACACCCACAAGACACACCGGGUCAGUCAAUCUUCUUCCAGCUCCAUCCGCCAGGAGGGGAGGCCCCCGGGGCCAACUAUAGUCACUAGCAAGUCAGGUUUGGGCCCUGCCAUGACCACCCCACACUGGCCUUCCCCCACCCAGAGUCCCCCACAGCUCCAGCAACUUCAGCCUUUCAGGCCGGAGCCCCCAGGAGCCAUGCCAGGCUGGGUGGGCCGUGGCUAUGAAGAUUACCGGAGAGCCGGCCCGCCCCCGGUACCCCUAGCCGUGUCCUGCGUGGUGCGCUUCGACAAAGUCGAUAGUACAUCGCCCCCCGGCCAGGCCGCGAGCCCCACGGUGCCACGGAGGCUCCACGGGGCUGUGAGCCCCACGGCGUCUCCACCCCCGGCUCCGGCCGUGCUCCCGGCCAAGGGCUCGCCCUCUUGCCGAAUGAGCGCAGGCUUCGUGGAGGAAGCGGCAUCGGCUGGCGCUGCGCGCUGUGUGCACUGCCGGGCUCUAUUCCGUAGGGGCUCAGAUGGGCGAGGGGGACACUGCCCCGAGGCUCCAGACCCUGGGGGCCGUCUGGUGCGCCGCCUCAGCUGCCUCUGGUGCGCCGAGAGCCUUCUUUACCACUGCCUGUCUGACGCGGAGGGAGAUUUCUCGGACCCGUGUGCCUGUGAGCCCGGCCACCCGCGCCCAGUUGCACGCUGGGCAGCCUUGGCUGCGCUGUCCCUGGCGGUGCCCUGCCUCUGCUGCUACCCGCCCUUGCGUGCCUGCCACUGGGCCGCUGUGCGCUGUAGCUGCCCGGGCUGUGGAGGUCAACACGAGGCUGCCCGGUGAGUGAGGCCUCGGGGCCGCGAUGGGGCGGCCCCCCCUCCCGCAGUGUGCUGCUGCUGCCCUUGGAGCCUGGCCUGGGCAGCCAGAGCUGGGAGCCCCAGAGACAAAAGCCAGGAACCCAGAGCUCCAAUCCUGGCUUUCCUCCACCAAGGCUACCCCCUGGAAUACCAUCCUGACCCUUCCCCCCCCCAGCAGCUUGUGUCCCCACUGCUCCCCACCCCUGCGGACUCUGGUCUUCUCUCCCAGAAAGCUCAGUGGACAAUGGGGGCCUUAAGGACCUGCCACUUCCCCCAUCUCUGGGGGCAUCCCUUCUGCCUCUCUCCCAGACCCUGCUCCUCUGAACUGAAUCUCUCCAUCCAACCCCCAGCCUAUGGUCUCUCCACAAACAGCUAGAGGAGACAAGGGGUAUUUGUCUCCCCACCUCUCCUUACUUUCCCUGGUUCCAGAGUCUCCCAUGCUCCAGGCACUAGAGGGAGUGAGACUGUGUCCCAUUCGGGGGUGGGAAGGUCCACCCAACCCAAGAACCACUGCUCUUACUCUCCCAGGCCAGGGCCUUAUUGCUGCAGAAAUAAUGAUGCAGAAGGAGAGGAGCUAAAGAAGAAGCUUUGCCCCUCUUCCUGCUUCCAUUCCUCCCAAAGUUUGGUCUCAGACCUUUGCCCUCCCCAUUUCAGCACCUUUGUCACUACUUUAAAUUAAUGAUCUCUCCUUCCUUAAUUAGCCCAGAGUAACUGUGGAUCUGAUUUCUCUUCUGGUCCACUGGGGGGUGGGGAGAACUCCAGGAGCAGGGAGACCUGAGUCCCACCUCUCCCCACCACCCUUCUCCUUCUCUGUGCCUCGGUCUCCUCUUUCCGUGGAGAAGGGAAAAUUUCUACACUUCACCUACCUCGUUUUUUAAAGGGGGGGAGAGAUGUGUGUGCUGUAAGGUGCUCUGGGAUUAAUUUAUAAGGAUAGGUAGGACUCUCUCUCUCUCUCUCUCUCUCUGUCUCUCUCUCUCUCUGUCUCUCUCUCUCUCUCUCUCUCUCUCUCUGUCUCUCUCUCUCUCCCUCCCUCUCCCUCUCUCUCCCUCUCUCUCUCUCUCUCUCCCUCCCUCCCUCCCUCCCUCUCUCCCUCCCUCCCUCUCUCUCUCUCUCUCCUCUCUCCCCUGAAGCUCCCCAGGUCUCAGUUCCCCUGCCUUAACCCACCUGUCAUACAUGACACUCCCAUCCCUUCUAGGCUUAAGCAGAUUUAGGACCCAGGAAGUGGAUCCAAAUUCUUUUCUCUGUUCAGGCCCUAGAAGGAACCAGAGAUUGGAGCCCAAGGCCCUUCCCCAUUUCUAUCUCCCCAUGCCAGGAAUGGGACAUCCAAGCCUGGACCUGUCUUUUUUGGUUUGGCGCCUUAAUAGUGUACCUUUUCCAUGGGGCAAAGCUGUAGGAAGCAAGAGGAGAGUAGCAUCUGGGUAUCUUUUUCUCUAGCCUCAGUUUCCCCUUCCCUUUCCCUACCUUCCAUUCCCACACCCCCAGGAAUUGAAGAAAACCUGAGGGAGGCCCAAGAUAAUGCUUCAAAGUGUUUGUUACUAAAUCACUAGAAGACUGGCUUUGCUUUUGCUUAUUUAUUUUUAUGCCUAGUAGGAUAGAGAGGUCUUCAUCUGGCUAGGGGAGGAGGAGGAGGAAUCCUCUAGACUAGGAGAACCCUCUAAAAUUUGGGAGUGCACGCUAGGAACCAGCCCUCCAGGAUGUCCAAGGACAGUUGAAGGAAAUCUCACCUGGGCCCUGUAGGACACAAAGUUCUGGGAGACAGGAUGACAGACCCUUGAGUUGGAAGAGGCUUCAGAAGUCACAUGUUUCAAGCACUCCCUUUCACAGAGGAGACAGUAGAGGCCCAGAGAAAAAGGGAUCUGUCCAAAAUCACACAACAGGGCAAAGCCCAGGAAUAGGUAGCUGUGUGUCCCAGUGACCAAGAGUGCUGGUUCUGGCCUUGGAAAACAUCUGUGUUCAGCUCCAGCCUCAGACAUUUUAUAGUCAUGUGAUCGGAGCAAGUCCCUUAACCUCUCUCAGCCUCCCUUUGCAGGUCUGUAGAAUGGGCGUUAUAACAGCAUCUUCCUCGGAAUUGUUGGAUGAGAUGUUGCAUUAAAGCGCUCUUUAAAAGCUA